Caenorhabditis angaria is the source of this 1467-nucleotide messenger RNA. NCBI's taxonomy places the organism in Eukaryota, Metazoa, Nematoda, Chromadorea, Rhabditida, Rhabditidae. The record is from the annotation of a GenBank genome assembly.
UUGUGGCAAGUCUCAAAGAAUGCGCAAGAAGUUUUGGAUUGUGAAAUUCAAGUUAUGAUUUCUGGAAUUUCAUUUGGACAUUUUUUGGUGAGUUUUUUAUAUGAAAAAUUAAAAUUUGAUUAAAAAUUACUUGAAAUUCUGAACUUUCAAUUUGAAACUCAUAAAAUUUAGUUUCUCUUGAUUUUUUAUUCAGAAAAAUCACGAAGAACUGGAUUUUAUCAGUUUGAAAUUGGAAUUUCAGCGGAGAUGCGGAAGCUAUGCCCAAUUUUUGAAUUUUUAUACAAAAACUUGUUAUGAAAACUCAAUGUUUCUUCCUUCCAGAUUCCGGUCACCAACAUGGCCUCAGCGAACUUCUACAUAACAGUUUUGCAUUCAUCCCGUAAGUUUUUUCUACCUUUUUAAUAAAAAUGACCUAAAGCCUAGAAGAUUCCAGAUCUGAGAGACCUAUUUUACCGGCUAAAAAGCACGAUUUUUGUUAUGCUUUGAAAGUCCCAUUCUCAAGCCUAAAGAAGGUCGAAUUUCUAGCCUGAUCCCAUAAUUUCCCCAUUUCCAGGCCUCGUCUCAACAGCGCCGGUAGAUCCUCGUCAAGUCAUCAUCGAAUUGUCUGGCUACGUUUGUCGGCCCGAAGAAACAACGAGAGAAGCUGGCGGUAUUGCAGGCGUCUAUCAAUAUGAUGGCCUAAUGAAAGGACCGACUGGAGAGGAUAUUGGACCAUCCACUGGAAAUGAAUUGAUUUGUAUUGAUGCGAAAAAGAAGGGAAAUGAUUCGAGAUAUACUAGAAGGUAUGGAGAUUUUUGGAUCAAAGUGAGCCUAGAAAUGUUGUCAGUCCUGAAAAUUAGCCUAAACUUGGUCUAGAUCUAGUUUUGCGAUCCCUAAAGUUCGGAAGCCGAGUCGGAAGAUAUGCGGGAAUUUUGGAUUUUUGCUUGAAAUUUUUAGAAAUUCGAUAAAUUUUGAGCCCUGGAGCUUGAAAAUCAGAAGUUUCGCUCAAAAUUUUGAGAAAAGUUGAUAAAUUUUGAGCUCUGGAGCUUGGAAAUCUGAGAGUUUGCUUGAAAUUUUGAAAAAAUUGAUGAAUUUUGAGCCCUGGAGCUUAGAAAUAUCAAAAAUUGACCUAAAAUUCAAAAAUGGAUGCAUUUUGAGCCCGAAAGCUUGAUGAUUCUGAACAAUUGAUGAAUUUUGUGCUCUGCUCUGGAGAGACAUAAAAAUUUGAUCCUGAUUUUGUGAUGCAAUUCAGAUAUAUUUGGAGUUAAAUCAGAUUCAGAAAUUGGAACCUGCAUUCGAAUUCAAAUAAAAAUGUUUUCUAAUUAUCCUGUAUUAUUUUUUUCAAUAAAUAAUUUUUCCAGAAUUUCGCGAGAAUUCCAAGUGGUCCACAAUCUAGCUUCUCUCAUCAAUGGGAUAAUUUGGUUGAUUUCGAUGGAAAUGGCUGAAAAUAAGGAUAAGAUUUCGAAUUCUGAUAUGACUUAUCAUUAA